UUUACUUCUUUUAGUUGAAACGCUGGCAGAACCGAGUUUAGUGGACUAAUGGGGGCUGCAUUGCCGCAGCUAACUGUUUAGUUAAACGAUUAAGUACACAGAAGAAACUUGAUGGAGGACAAAUCCUGGGCUCAGCUUCUGAAGUCCUAAUAAUGCAACCAAUGUGGAAUAACCACGGAGUUAAAAAUCUGUAUGGUUAAAAACUUGAGGCAGGCAAAUUUCUCAGGCACAGCGCUUUUAGUUUCCUAAAUUAGUCAAUUGAACAUGAAUCCAGAGGUGAUCGUUUUGGGAGGAUGUGUGACCGAUUUUACCGUGUAUACACCGCGUUUGCCAGUUCCCGGUGAAACUGUUGUGGCUAAACUUUUCCAGUACGGCUAUGGAGGCAAAGCUGCGAACUCCGCGUAUAUGUGUGUGUUACUCGGAGUACAUACGAUUCUCAUAAGCAAAUUAGGUGACGACUACUUUGGUCAGAAUUACUUGAAACACCUCGAAGCCAUCGGCAUCAACGUCCGUCAUGUCACAGUUGAGAAGAACUGUUCUAGCCCCAUAGCUAACAUUACAGUAGCAGACAGCGGCGAAAAUUCAAUCGUCUACUUUCCGGGCUGCCUUGACCGCAUUGCCGAAACUGAUAUUAAAAGUGCUGAGAGUAUGUUUAAGAGGGCAAAGGUAUUUGCUUGUGUUUUUGAAGCCCCAAUGACGGUUAUUCGACUCGCGUUGCAAUUGGCGCGUCAGCAUAGAAUGAUCACGUACGUAAACGCAGCUCCGAACGUGUCCGAAUCUCUACUAAAAGACUGUCUUCCUUUGAUCGAUUAUAUCUGUGUCAACGAAACGGAAGGAUCUACCCUCGUAUGUACGAUUAAGGGCGAACCUCAAGGUCUAUUGAGCGACCAAGAGGUUGUUGACUUUCUAUUGUCUGCAGGGGUCGGUACGGUAAUAAUAACCAAAGGAAAAAAAGGCGCAGUGUUCUCUCAAGAACCGACCAAGCUGCAGUCGGUUGCGGCCGAACCGGUUACAAAUGUUGUGGAUACUACAGGUGCAGGCGACGCUUUCAAUGGUAGUUUUAUUUAUCACCUAGCUCGAAAUAUUCAACUUCCACUUGAAGACAAAAUUCGUAAGGCCUGCGGCAUUGCAUCGCUCAGCGUUCAGAAGAAGGGCACGCAGCCGAGUUAUCCGAAAAAAGAAGAACUGGCUGACAAAUUUCUUUAAACUGCCUAUCCAAUUUGUGACAAAAAUUUGGUUCUCUGAAAUAAAACAGAAUGUAUGGAUCCUUUGUGUGUUUAAUAAAGGAUUUCUAUGAAAGGGUCGCCGAUAAUAAUUAGGCGAUGCAGCA
Varroa destructor (honeybee mite) is the source of this 1330-nucleotide messenger RNA. RefSeq names its product ribokinase. Gene Ontology annotation, biological process: D-ribose metabolic process. Gene Ontology annotation, cellular component: cytosol. Gene Ontology annotation, molecular function: ribokinase activity. NCBI's taxonomy places the organism in Eukaryota, Metazoa, Arthropoda, Arachnida, Mesostigmata, Varroidae. The record is from RefSeq and is a predicted model, not a curated record.